This is a messenger RNA of Meyerozyma guilliermondii ATCC 6260, 1770 nucleotides long. RefSeq lists its product as uncharacterized. NCBI's taxonomy places the organism in Eukaryota, Fungi, Ascomycota, Pichiomycetes, Serinales, Debaryomycetaceae. The record is from RefSeq and is a predicted model, not a curated record. The transcript has a single exon. Bases 1 to 1770 code for a protein of 589 amino acids.
AUGAAGAUUUCUGUUUUAGUUGCCCAGGCAUUGGUUGCCUCACAGUUUGUUCCCGGCGUAGCUGCCACUUGGGGAAAAACCCCUGUUACUCAAAAGACCGAGGAUUGUGACACUACUUCAACUUAUCAACCUACACCAACUUACGAAACUACACCUUGUGACACUACUUCAACUUAUCAAACUACUCCACCUUACCAAACUACACCUUGUGAUACUACUUCUGGAUCGUUCCCAACUACCACAAAGGUGUCAGUUCCAGAGAGUGAUACUCCUGCAACAUCGGAAUCGACUUCCUCAAAGCCUGUGACUUCAAAAUCUGAAUCGUGUUCUACAGAGUCUGACUUUGUUCCUCCAAAGUCGGAUACAACUCCUCCAAAGUUUUCUACCACUGAUUGUACCACAACUACUUCAGAAAGCACUGCUGAUACCAGUUCCACAGAGACGUUUCCCACCUUGUGUAUUGAGUCAACGUCUACUUCAACCACUGUUGGAACUACCACAGGAAGCUCGAGUACUACUGUGGUUUCUUCCGUUGAGUCUUCCACAGAGACCUCUGUAGCAGAUACCUCUUCCACAAGAACUUCUACGACUGAAACUCCAACACGGGAAACUUCUGCGGACUCUUCUACCGUCGAAACUUCAACACACGAAACUUCUUCUAUCGAGACUUGCACUACAGAAACUUCUGUAGCAGAGUCUUCAACACAUGGAACUUCUACUGUCGAAACUUCUAGCGUUGAAACUUCUAUUCUCGGAAGUUCUAGUGUUGAAACUUCUACCGUUGAAAGUUCUACUAUCGAAACUACUAGUGUUGAAAGUUCUACUGUCGAAACUUCUACUGUCGAAAGUUCUACUGUUGAAACUUCAACCGUUAAGAGUUCUACUGUCGAAACUUCCACUACGGAAACUUCCACUACAGAACACUCGACAGAAUGUUCCUCGACUAGAACUUCUGUAGCAGAGACUUCCAAAGAAAGUUCUGCUUCUAGCACAAAACUUUCAGUUACUUCUGUUAUCUCCACCGCAGAAUCGUCCAGCUCAGUGGGUCCUCAUUACUGGACAACUACAGAAACCUGUUCAACUUCUACAAUUGUCACUGUAACUUCGUGCGAAGAACAAUGCACUGAAGCUACAUUGACUACUGGUGUUACUGUCGUCACUGAGUCUGAAAUUGUGCACACCACUUACUGUCCAUUGACUUUCACCACUGGAGUCACCGUGAUUACCGAAGGUGAGACUUCUUACACCACUUACUGUCCAAUCACACAAGGUAAGGAAGCCACUGUGGUACCAUCUGGCAUUCCCACCGUGGUUCCUGGAACCUAUGAGUCCACCGUUGUUAUCACCAUCACAUCGUGUGAGGGCAAUAAGUGUGAGCCCGUGCCUGUCACUUCUGUGCAAAAGACUAUUGUUACGGAGACCAUUACGGGAGUUGCACCUGCUACAACACAAACUGCCACAGAAGGAGCUAAAGCUUCACCAAUUGCAACUGAAGCUUCACCAAUUCCGACUAAGGCUUACACACCAAUUGAAGCUUCUGCCUCAAUUCAGUUUGCUGCUCCAGUGCCAGCUCCUGCAAGCACACCUGUCGCUAGCAAAGCUUAUCCAGCUACAGUAGCUGGACAAAGUACUGCAAUUGAGUCCGGUGCUUCCUCUUCUCCAAUCGAGACUGUUGCUGCACCAUCAAUCUCAGAGCAAACUGGUGCCGCUGGAAAAGCAGUGUUGUCUUCUGGAGCCUUCUUGGUUGGAGUGGCUGCGAUGUUGCUCUAA